Messenger RNA from Oreochromis niloticus (Nile tilapia), 630 nucleotides. RefSeq lists its product as uncharacterized. Bases 1 to 630 code for a protein of 209 amino acids. Lineage: Eukaryota; Metazoa; Chordata; Actinopteri; Cichliformes; Cichlidae. The record is from RefSeq and is a predicted model, not a curated record. The transcript has 2 exons.
AUGGCUGUGGAACAACUCAGGUCCUGGCAGCAUGACAUUGCAGAGCGGUGCACUCACCUAACCGAAAGUAUUUUUGACAAAUACACGGACGAGGACGAGGCCCUAGACACAACAGAUAUGAUGGAAAUACAAAACCAUGUGCAUUGCCUACGGGCCCUAGUCAAAUACAGCUUGCAGGAUGAGGUGCGAGCCAAAGUGUUACUGUCAGCGGUCCGUGACACUGAUCCCUACUUGUACAAGGACUUGUCGGACCUGGGACCAAGGGGGAAGACAGAACGAAAACUGACACAGUUCAAGUUAACCCAUGCAGCCGAGCGCGCGCUCGGCUCCACGCUGCCCACGUUCCAUCGUGCCGUCAGAGACGGCAGCUUCCUGGACAACAUCACGAGGGUCGAUGCGGCUGUCGACAUCAUGGUUCAGGAAGAGCUGAUCUUACCCGAUGAACAAUAUAUGCUAUAUCACAUAAAUAAAACCACCGCGGGGAAGGUCCGUGCGCUCAGAUACCUCUUUGGAUGCCCUACGGUACCCGACGAGGCCAAGGCCAGCAUCGCGCUGAUUCUGGCCGUGUACAACUUACACGCCUUUGGCAUCUUCACCAACGACCCCGACGGGUUGUUGGAGACUGUGUAG